AGCUCCCCUUCCUCUCCUGUGCUACAACUGCUCCCCAGCUGAGGGUCUCCUGGUGUACACCUGCAUUCGCAGCCCUCGGCUGCAGCCUCGGCUGCACCGGCAAUCGCAGCCUCUACACCUGCGGGCAGGGUGACCCCUGCCAGCAGCCUUUCCCACACCAGGAAGUGAGUGCCACGUCCAGGUCCUGUUCGCCUUUCCUCACAGCCACCCAUCCCCACUGAUGUGCCAGUGCAUGGCAUGGGCAGUGGCUGGGACCUGAGGACAGGGACAUGGGCAUCAUCCCAGUUUCAGAGAGGGAAUCUUGGAAUGCAUCCUUUGGGGGACCAAGCACCGUGAAUGGGCCCCUCUCUGGCCCCUGGUACAGCACACACAAGACUCAGCUCUUGGGAGUUUUACUUGCUGCUGGAUCAAAUUUGCUGAUUAGUGUCUCUUUGAAUAUACAGAAAUGCGCUCAUCUCCGACUGGCUUGCCAAAUUGAGCUGAAGCCCUACUACAUGAGCAAGCUGUGGUGGUGUGGGAUUACCCUCCUGGGGCUUGGAGAGGUGGGCAAUUUCGCAGCCUACGGAUUUGCCCCCAUUGCUGUUGUCGCUCCACUGGGAUGUGUAUCUGUCAUAGGUAGUGCAUUUAUUUCUAUCUUUUUCCUAAAGAAGACCAUGAGGACUGCUGAUAUAUUGGGAGGAACGCUGACAGUAACAGGAACAUACUUGUUGGUGACAUUCACUCCAAAUGUACCUCAAGAGCUCACAGCAAGACAAGUACAGAAUUACUUAGUGAGCUGGCCUUUUUUGGUAUAUUCAAUCUUAGAAAUUUUAAUAUUCUGCAUUCUCCUCUAUUUUUACAAAAGAAAGGCUGUGAAACACAUUGUGGUUUUGUUAAUGAUGGUAGCACUACUGGCAUCAAUAACUGUCAUUGCUGUAAAGGCUGUGUCCAGUAUGAUAACACUUUCUGUGAAGGGGAAAAUGCAGCUAACUUACUCCAUUUUCUAUAUCAUGGUUGCUUUAAUGGCAAGUUCUUGCGCUUUUCAAGUCAAGUUCUUGAAUCAAGCAAUCCAUCUGUAUGAAGCAACAGCAGUUGUGCCCAUUAAUUUUGUGUUCUUCACCACCAGUGCCAUCAUUUCAGGGGUCGUAUUUUAUCGGGAAUUCCAAAGUGCAGCUUUCCUGAGUGUGUUCAUGUUUCUGUUCGGGUGUCUACUGUCGUUCCUUGGUGUGUUUAUAAUUGCAAGAAAUAAAAAAGAGGAGCAUUUACAAAUUCCUUUUAUUGACUGUGGACAUAUUCCUGGACACAAAUUGACAGGGAAAAUACAACCAGAUUCUCACAGUUCAAGCUAUGGCACACUGAGUAAGGAAGAUGACUCGGUGAAAAGUCAAAGCUGAAAGAAGAAAGAACCUUACUUGCCAGCUAUCAGGAGGAAUACCACUGGAACAAGGAGCAGCAGCACCUUUUUGUUGAAGUAUACAUUGAACUCCUGUAUGUUGAUGAGUCAUAGUAUUAUUUAAUCCUAAUUAAUUUAUCCUAUGAUUCUACCAAAUGGGUUCUAAAUAUAAAGGAAGCCUUAAGAAAAACUAAAUAACCAUUAAUGAUACAGAAUAUUCUCCUGGUAUCAGUGCCUGUUGGGGAUAUUUUUAGAGUCUUAAUUGCCUUGAAAUGCAAAUAGGCACAGAACAGGAUUAUAAAAAUUCCCCUUUGAAAUCCCUCAGAUCUGUGUAGAUGCUUAAAGACAAAGGUGGGAAAUGGGAACUUUCAUAACUGGCUUCAGGGUAUUCUGCUAUAUGUACAAUGCCUUUUAAAUCUGUUCUUUCAUGUUCAGGAGUUAAAACUGUAGGCAUGUAUACAGUGGACACAAAUAGGUACACACAAAGAAUUUUGUAUUAUAUGUAGAGAGACAAUCCUGAUUAUCUCCUACCAUCAGAUUGGUUCUUCCAAGGAAAUAAACACUUGUGUGAGGAGGGGGAAGAGAGUAUUUGUCAUAGGCACAUGGUCACGUGCCCACAUCUGAGGUGGCCAGCCAAGGCAGGUCUAGGGAAUUAUUCUUGACAUUUUACAUCCUUGGAGAAGAUUCCUAUGCACUGGGCUCUAUGGCCUGUUAGCAUAGUCUGGCCUGAGUUUAGCUUCUUUCUCAGCAAAAGAAGGUUUUAGUGAAGAAAAUACAAAGUUUUUCAGGGGAAGUGGGGUAGCCAGGCUCCCUCUCUUGAUGUGUUUUGGAAAAAUACUCCUAAAAAAGAAAAGUAGGGCAGCUCCUUGUUACCACUGCUAAAGUUGUGUGAAGAAAGGCUGUAAAAUCAGAACCACAAAGUGUCACAGUAACUGUACCAUUUUUCCUUCAUUAAAUGGUAGUGUCUCCACACUGAUUUAAAGAGCCAGCAGUAAUGGGAAAGAUGGCAACACAGG
This is a messenger RNA of Empidonax traillii (willow flycatcher), 2388 nucleotides long. It is a transcript of the gene NIPAL2, whose product is annotated as NIPA like domain containing 2. Gene Ontology annotation, molecular function: magnesium ion transmembrane transporter activity. The coding region runs from base 270 to 1373 and encodes 367 amino acids. Gene Ontology annotation, cellular component: membrane. Gene Ontology annotation, biological process: magnesium ion transport. Lineage: Eukaryota; Metazoa; Chordata; Aves; Passeriformes; Tyrannidae. The transcript has 11 exons. The record is from RefSeq and is a predicted model, not a curated record.